This is a messenger RNA of Phyllopteryx taeniolatus (common seadragon), 597 nucleotides long. RefSeq names its product chromo domain-containing protein cec-1-like. The transcript has 2 exons. The record is from RefSeq and is a predicted model, not a curated record. The coding region runs from base 93 to 392 and encodes 99 amino acids. NCBI's taxonomy places the organism in Eukaryota, Metazoa, Chordata, Actinopteri, Syngnathiformes, Syngnathidae.
UUCUAAAAAAACUGGGUCCUCGGUAUAUUGGUCCUUUCGAAAUUGACUCUGUUGUUAACCCGGUGGCAGUUAAACUUCGGCUCCCUCCCGCCAUGAAAGUUCACCCUGUAUUCCAUGUCUUCUUGCUCAAACCGGUUUCCUCCAGCCCUCUGUGUCCUCCAGCGGUGCCUCCUCAUCCUCCGCGGGUGGUUGAUGGCGAGCCAGUGUACACGGUGGGUGAAAUAUUGGAUUCCAGAAGGGGCAGAGGUGUGCAGUAUUUGGUCGACUGGGAGGGUUACGGCCCUGAGGAGCGUUCCUGGGUUCCCCGCUCUUGGAUCUUAGAUCCGUCCCUGCUCCGGGCCGUCCACUCUUUCCACCCGCAGAAGCCGGGUGGUCCGCCAGUGUCUGGCUGAGCGAAGGUGGGCGUUGACAUCGGUGACGCACCUCUCAUGCAUUGUAAUCAUCAGCCUUUUUUCGGGGGCACCGUGACAGUGUGUGGGCGUCGGAAUAUUCACUCGUUUUUUGCCCCGUGUUUGCUGACCGCUGUCCAAAUGUAGGUUCUCUACGAUUAUACCACGACCUUUUGUCGUGUCUCCGUUAUCUGCGUUAUCUGUUUUU